Messenger RNA from Aphanomyces invadans, 485 nucleotides. RefSeq names its product V-type ATPase, F subunit. NCBI's taxonomy places the organism in Eukaryota, Oomycota, Saprolegniomycetes, Saprolegniales, Verrucalvaceae. Gene Ontology annotation, biological process: proton transmembrane transport. The transcript has 3 exons. Bases 78 to 425 code for a protein of 115 amino acids. The record is from RefSeq and is a predicted model, not a curated record. Gene Ontology annotation, cellular component: proton-transporting V-type ATPase, V1 domain; membrane. Gene Ontology annotation, molecular function: proton-transporting ATPase activity, rotational mechanism.
UAUCCGGAUGGAGGGGCAAGUGACUAGAGGAGGUCAUCGUUUGCUAGUCACCGCCCCCCACGAUAACGCGACUGGAGAUGGAAGGUACGAAGCUUGUGGGGAUCAUCGGAGAUGAAGACACCGUGACUGGGUUCAUCCUGGCCGGCGUGGGGCAUCGCUCUCCCGAAGGAACCAACUUUCUUGUCGUCAAGCAGAAUACGCCCGUCUCGGUGAUUGAGGACGCAUUCAAGCGACUCUCGACUCGCGACGACAUUGCCAUUAUCUUGAUCAACCAACAUAUCGCCGAAGAAAUUCGCCACCUUUUGAACUCAUACGAAAAGACGAUCCCGACCAUCUUGGAAAUCCCGAGCAAGGACAUGCCGUACGAUCCUGCAAAAGACUACAUCAUGAAGCGCGUCAACAUGAUGCUCGGAGAAGGGCAAUAGUGUAUCGGAAGCAUACCCACCAUGUAUUGAAUGCUAUGCUUUGCGCAUCUUGUGUCGCGC